Messenger RNA from Argiope bruennichi, 1311 nucleotides. Its product is annotated as retinaldehyde-binding protein 1-like. The record is from RefSeq and is a predicted model, not a curated record. Lineage: Eukaryota; Metazoa; Arthropoda; Arachnida; Araneae; Araneidae. Gene Ontology annotation, molecular function: phosphatidylinositol bisphosphate binding. The coding region runs from base 243 to 1133 and encodes 296 amino acids. The transcript is spliced from 6 exons. Gene Ontology annotation, cellular component: membrane.
AUAUUCGCAUGAUGUUUCAUUUUAGGAUGGUAGUGUCCACGAUAUUAUCUUAUCAAUCCAACUCUUAGCGUACUCAAGGUGAAAAUGACAGCGUUGAUAUUUUAUCAACUGAUAUCAAUAAUAAAUAAGUUUCGCGUAUAUUUUUAUUCAACUAAUUGAAUAAUAUGUUAGUAAGUCGAGAGAUUAUUUACAAUUGCAAACAUCUUGUGUUUUGAACUUGGCCUAAUUCUGUUUGGAAAGGUAUGUCUUCAACCUACAAAGACGAUUUAGAAAGUAAAGGCUUUCUGCCUUUUCACCUCGAUCACCUGACACCUCAUAUGAUACAAAAAGCAAAGCAGGAACUGAACGAAACCGAGAGCACGCGCUCUUCUUCAAUCAAGCAACUAAGAGAAUUAAUUAAAAAGGAAAAGAACUUUCAGUGUCGCAUGGAUGACGAAUUCCUCUUACAAUAUCUGAGAGCCAGGAAAUUCAACGUCAAAAAGGCCUUUGAUCGUCUUCAGACCUUCUAUCAAAUGGUGAGCAAAAGCUUCUCAGAUGUUUUCUUGCACAUGGACGAAGAGAGCGCGAAAAAGGCGAUUAGAACGGGAUUCAUGAGUCACUUGCCAUACAGAGAUAAAGAUGGAGCUGCCAUUGUCGGCUUCAAAAUGAGCAACUGGAACACCGAAGAGCUCGACGCCUUCAGCGUCAUGAAUUGUUGCGGUAUCGUAAUCCAGUCAGCCAUAGAUUAUCCGGCCACUCAGGUAUGUGGUGUCCAACUUCUGAUCGAUUGCAAAGGAACCUCAGUGCAGCACAUGACGUGUCUUACACCCAGGCUUCUCUAUCUGGUAUCAAAAGGUCUCCGGGGUGCUAUGGCAAUACGCUUUAAAGGCGUUCAUCUAAUCAACGCUUCUGCUAUAUUUCGAUAUUUAUGGGCCAUUAUCAAUGUUUUCCUUACUGAAAAACUUCGGAAGCGGAUCCACUUUCAUGAUAACAAUCUGGAAAAUUUGCACAAAUACAUCCCAAAAGAAAUUCUACCCACGGAAUAUGGAGGAGAUUGUCCCAAUUUCGACCCACACGAGUUAGGAGUAGCAGAAAUGGAGAACUUUCUACCCAAAUAUUUUCAAAUUAUGCAUGACGGCUACAGGAAAAAUUAGAUUAAUUCCAUAUAGACAUUUUUUUCUUACAACAUUGUAUAAGAUCACGAUGAAUAUGAAGUGCAUUUGAAAUUACAAAGAUUUCAAGGCAGGUGGAUUUUAGUCACAUAAAUCGUAUAAGUGUGAAAAAGUACAAAGUUUUUUAUGCAUGAAAAUAAAAUCUGUUGCUCUUCGGAAA